Molecule: messenger RNA, 1126 nt
Organism: Lottia gigantea (owl limpet)
Lineage: Eukaryota; Metazoa; Mollusca; Gastropoda; Lottiidae
Exons: 13
Coding region: 107-1126 (339 amino acids)
Biological process (GO): DNA damage checkpoint signaling; DNA repair; regulation of transcription regulatory region DNA binding
Cellular component (GO): nucleus
Molecular function (GO): histone H3K79 methyltransferase activity
Source: RefSeq, a predicted model, not a curated record
CGCUGUAUGUAGGUCACAGGGUGAAAGGGUUGUUAUGGUCAAAUUUUCGGAUUGUGGCCUGAAAAUUUGACCAUCGAAUGGCGAAAGGGGUACGAGGGAAUCAAAGAUGACAAAGGAACUGAAGUUACACAGUCCGGCUGGAGCGGAAUCAGCCAUUUACACGUGGCCUUUUCCCGAUACGGAGGGAAAAGAUGGGUCGUGUGAAAUAGUUGAUACUAUAAGAUGGGUAUGUGCAGACUAUCCAGAGUUAAAGAUAGCAUUGGAAAAGACAGCCUGUAUUAAUGAUUAUGAUAUUAAAAGUUAUGAGAGUAUGAAAAAUAUAUGUGAUAAAUAUAACAGAGCUAUUGAUAGUAUUCUUCAACUUUGGAAAGGCAGCACUAUAUAUAAACCUAAUGAAAGACCAACUAGAGGUCAUUUAAAACAUAUUUUACAACAAUGUUAUAAUAAAGCUGUCAAAGAUCCAGAUAAAUUGAACCAAUAUGAACCAUUUUCACCAGAGGUAUAUGGUGAAACAUCAUUUGAAUUAGUAGAACAGAUGAUCAACUAUAUUAAUUUUACUGAUACAGAUUACUUUAUAGAUCUUGGUAGUGGUGUUGGACAAGUAGUAAUUCAAGUAGCAGCUUCUACUAAUUGUAAAUAUUGUUAUGGUAUGGAAAAGGCUGAUUAUCCAGCAGAAUAUGCAGAGAUUAUGGAUCGUGAAUUUAGAAAAUGGAUGAAAUGGUAUGGUAAAAAACAUGGAGGGUAUAAGAUUGAAAAGGGAGAUUUUCUCUGUGAUGAAAUGAAAGAAAAAGUCAAUAAUGCAACUGUGAUAUUUGUUAACAAUUUUGCUUUUGGUCCAAAUGUUGAUCAUCAGUUAAAAUUGAGGUUUUCUAAUAUGAAAGAAGGUGCCAAAAUUGUUUCUUCUAAAGCUUACUGUCCCUUAAACUUUAGAAUAACAGAUAGAAAUUUAAGUGAUAUUGGAUCUAUAAUGCAUGUGGUGGAAUUAUCGCCAUUGUGCGGGGCCGUGUCAUGGACAGGCAAGCCCUUUACAUACUUUGUUCACACUAUAGAUCGUACACUGUUAGAGAAAUACUUUCAACGAUUGAAAAAUCCAAAAGCAAAGGUAAAUUUUUUUUUAAUUUUUUAA